This is a messenger RNA of Passer domesticus (house sparrow), 1143 nucleotides long. Lineage: Eukaryota; Metazoa; Chordata; Aves; Passeriformes; Passeridae. The record is from the annotation of a RefSeq genome assembly.
AUGGCCCCCAACCUUCGUAAAAACCACCAAAUCCUAAAAGUCAUCAACGACGCCCUAAUUGACCUCCCCACACCAUCUAACAUUUCAACAUGAUGGAACUUCGGGUCACUACUGGGCAUUUGCCUAAUUUCACAAAUUGUUACAGGCUUACUGCUAGCCAUACAUUACACAGCAGACACUAACCUAGCAUUCUCCUCCGUCGCCCACAUAUGCCGAGACGUCCAAUUCGGAUGGCUAAUUCGCAACCUACACGCCAACGGAGCCUCAUUCUUCUUCAUCUGCAUCUACCUACACAUCGGCCGAGGACUGUACUACGGCUCAUACCUCAACAAAGAGACCUGAAACGUCGGAGUCAUCCUACUCCUAACCCUUAUAGCAACCGCCUUCGUAGGGUAUGUCCUGCCAUGAGGACAAAUAUCCUUCUGAGGAGCCACCGUUAUCACAAACCUAUUCUCAGCAAUCCCCUACAUCGGACAAACACUCGUGGAAUGAGCUUGAGGGGGAUUCUCAGUAGACAACCCCACACUAACCCGAUUCUUCGCCCUUCACUUCCUACUUCCAUUCCUCAUCGUAGGGCUCACACUAGUUCACCUCACAUUCCUACAUGAAACAGGGUCAAACAACCCCCUUGGAAUCCCAUCAGACUGCGACAAAAUCCCAUUUCACCCCUACUACACCGUAAAAGACAUCCUAGGAUUCGUACUAAUGCUCUCCCUGCUAGUCUCCCUAGCCCUAUUCUCCCCCAACCUCCUAGGAGACCCAGAAAACUUCACCCCAGCCAACCCCCUAGUAACUCCCCCACACAUUAAGCCUGAAUGAUAUUUCCUAUUCGCCUACGCCAUCCUACGAUCCAUCCCAAACAAACUAGGAGGAGUCCUGGCCCUAGCCGCCUCAAUCCUAGUCCUAUUCCUAACCCCGCUCCUCCACACAUCAAAAUUCCGAUCAAUGACCUUCCGCCCUCUAUCCCAAAUCCUAUUCUGAGCACUAGUCGCUAAUGUCCUAAUCUUAACCUGAGUAGGUAGCCAACCAGUAGAACACCCAUUCAUCAUCAUUGGCCAACUAGCCUCACUCUCCUACUUCACAAUCAUCCUAAUCCUAUUCCCCCUUGCAGCAGCCCUAGAAAACAAGCUGCUCAAACUCUAA